GGCAACCACAGAAGCCGGUCUCUGGCUGGUUGCCCUGUGUCUCUCUAGCGACCUCACAAAUUGGUACAAGAGUUGGAGCCCACAUGCCGCUUCUCUUCUCCUGCUUCUGCUGCUGCUUCUAUUCGAAGAACCCAACAACACACUUAGAUCUUCCUUCUCCCUGUUCCUUAUCUUUUCUAUUCUACCUGUGAAUCACUGCAGGUCCAAGCUUGGGCAGGGUGGGUGGCGAUGACGAUGAAUAUGGUGGCGAGCAGCAGCAUCAUCCAGGCGCAGGUAUACCACGUAUGGCAGCGAGAGCGAGGUUAUCAGGCGGCGGUAGGCAUGAGCAGCGGCGGGAGGAGGAGGAGCAUGGCGGUUCGAGCCAUGAGCGACGGGGCCAAGGAGGAGGAGGAGGAGGAGGAGGAGAGGGAGAGGAGGCAGAGGCGGCGGGAGGAGCUGGAGCGGGUGGUGGGGAGGGCGGAGGACGCGACGUUCAGCGGGGCAGACCUGGCGGCGCUGAUCCGGAGCAAGUACGGGAGGUCGUACGACGUGACGCUGAUCCGGAAGGAGUUCAUGGGGCGGAGCCUGCUGGCCAUGAACGUCAUGUGGAAGUACCGCGAGCAACGCUCCUUCCCGCUCACCGAGGAGGAGUACCUGCUCCGCCUCGACGACGUCGCCGCCUCCCUCCGCUGCUGGGGCGCCGUCUCCCACGUCCGCUCCUCCCUCGCCAACCUCAAGGACCGCCCCCGCAUCGGCAAGGCCGUCAGCAUCUUCAUCGACAUGCCCAUCGACGACGCCCGCUCCAACGAGUGGAUCUACAAAUAAUUCUUUUUCUUUUCUUCAUCCAUGAUCCAUGCCUCAUGCCUGCGACCUUAAUAUAAUUAUUACUCCACUAUUUAGCUAGCUAGCUUCAUCUUCAUCUUGUAUGUAUGUAGCUUCAUCGUACGUAUUUGCUUCAGCUCAAUGAUCACAUCACAAUUAUUAAUUAAUUAUU
Messenger RNA from Oryza brachyantha (malo sina), 973 nucleotides. RefSeq lists its product as uncharacterized. The transcript is spliced from 2 exons. NCBI's taxonomy places the organism in Eukaryota, Viridiplantae, Streptophyta, Magnoliopsida, Poales, Poaceae. The record is from RefSeq and is a predicted model, not a curated record. The coding region runs from base 229 to 804 and encodes 191 amino acids.